This is a messenger RNA of Gorilla gorilla gorilla (western lowland gorilla), 4769 nucleotides long. It is a transcript of the gene UBE2W, whose product is annotated as ubiquitin conjugating enzyme E2 W. The coding region runs from base 65 to 595 and encodes 176 amino acids. The transcript is spliced from 7 exons. Lineage: Eukaryota; Metazoa; Chordata; Mammalia; Primates; Hominidae. The record is from RefSeq and is a predicted model, not a curated record.
GCGAGCACGGCAGCUCCUCCCCCUGCGUCUCUGGCCUCGCCGGUCUUGGGGGGAUGGUUCCAUCAUGGCGUCAAUGCAGACCACAGGAAGGAGGGUGGAAGUAUGGUUUCCAAAACGACUACAGAAAGAACUGUUGGCUUUGCAAAAUGACCCACCUCCUGGGAUGACCUUAAAUGAAAAGAGUGUUCAAAAUUCAAUUACACAGUGGAUUGUAGACAUGGAAGGUGCACCAGGUACCUUAUAUGAAGGGGAAAAAUUUCAACUUCUAUUUAAAUUUAGUAGUCGAUAUCCUUUUGACUCUCCUCAGGUCAUGUUUACUGGUGAAAAUAUUCCUGUUCAUCCUCAUGUUUAUAGCAAUGGUCAUAUCUGUUUAUCCAUUCUAACAGAAGACUGGUCCCCAGCGCUCUCAGUCCAAUCAGUUUGUCUUAGCAUUAUUAGCAUGCUUUCCAGCUGCAAGGAAAAGAGACGACCACCAGAUAAUUCUUUUUAUGUGCGAACAUGUAACAAGAAUCCAAAGAAAACAAAAUGGUGGUAUCAUGAGCCUCCCUCUGCCUCUCAGGUUCAAGCGAUUCCCUUGCCUCAGCCUCCUGAGUAGCUGAUACUACUGAUGUGUGCCACGACGCCCGGCUAAUUUUUGUAUUUUUAGUAGAGGGAGGGUUUCACCAUGUUGGCCAGGCUGGUCUCAAAACACCUGACCUCAAGUGAUCCGCCCGCCUCGGCCUCCCAAAGUGCUGGAAUUACAGGUGUGAGCCACCGUGUCCAGCCUGAAAACUUAUUUUCUAAAGGGAAAUUAAUCUUAACUGUUUAUUGAUUUGGAGAUUGUAUCUCAUUGGUAAAGUACAGUUACUUCCUUCUCAGUCUAAAGACAAAUUGUGUAUUAUUCUGUGUUAAAUAGCAUGGCACUGUUGAUCAGGAGUUUACUUCUGUCUCAUUACAAUGUGAACUUGUUGCCCAUAAAAUAAUUCUUUUAAGAUUGAUACAUCCUGAAUAUGUACUAACAUGUCAUGUCAGUUUAUUAUUUUAAAUAGAAUGUACUAAUAACAUAUCAUUUUAAGGUUUAUGUGAACUAUUUCUCUGAAAGAAUAAAACUUAAUUUGUCACUGUAUAAUUGAACAUAUAUUGCACUUUGUAUUCACAGGUUUGGGGGAGGCAGAUCAGACAUGUAAACUGUGUACUUCUUGCUAAUUGAAAUUAUUUCUACAUUAAACAGACUUGUAGAAUUUACUUAUACAUGCUUGACUUUUUAAUUAUCUUUUUUCUCCUUUUCUUAAAGAUGAUACUUGUUGAUGCCACUGUUAUCAUCCUCCUAGCAGAAGAUAGUCCUACUGAGAAAAUGAGCACUUUGAUCAUUCAGUCUUUGAACUUUAACCUUUGACUGGAAGUGACCUAUAGGCAACGAAGACUACUUCCUUUUACUGCAUUUUUACUCGUGUGCAUUCUGGGCGCAUGUUGAUCGCUGGUUCAGUCCAGGCAACUGACAUGCUUUUAUUAGUCAUACAGUAUUAAUGCAGGUGUCAGGAAAUGUCAAAUAUAAUUCCAUUUUUUAUUUUUAUUUUUUUAAGCUUUUGGAAAAGCUCCAGGUCCUCAUGUAUUGUGCAAUAACAAUGACUUCCUUGGCGAUUUUGGUACGUUCAUUGCCGGCAAUGGACGUUGUAACAGGAAAAGUUUUCAUUAACUCCUGCCACUCAAUGAUUAAUGCAUGAUAGGGCCUAUGAAAUGAACUUAUUGGUUAUAGUGGGAAUAUAAAUAAAGUGAGGGAUCCAACAUUACUUUAAAAGUCACCCCAGCUGUUUAUAUUUGGAUUCUAUGCACUGUGAUCCUAAGGUUAACAGCAUGAAUUAACAUGCGUCUUUAAAGGACUGUAAUGAAAGAUCAUUGCAUAUUUAUUGAAUUGUUUAUAUCUACUGUCAAGUUGUUUUGACAUGGAAGAUUUUCAAGUAACAUUGGCAGAGAGGUACAGUAUGUUAUCCCUAUGGUGAAAAUAAAUUAAUUUGUUGUACAUAGUUCCUCAAUCUCUGAAGUAAAGGUAUGAGUAAUAUAGGGUAUGAAUGGUUUAAUCAAGGCUUUAUUUUGGAAGUAAGAAAAAUGGCAGUGAUGAUUAAAUUGCUGCAGUCCAUAAUUUGGGCUUGUUAUUUGUACAUUAAAGAUUUUUUCCAAGUAAGUUACACUCUGUUAACUUCCUGCUAGCCAUCAGCAUGAGCCCUACUGCCUAAACACUAUUUCAUUUAUUUAUGUUUGGAAACCCCGUAAACAUUUUUGUUUGCAAUCUUGUUUCUUUUGUUAUAAGUCAAGUUUGAAUGUUACAAUACUUUUAUUGAAACUUUUGUUAAGUUUUUUCUUGUAAAUUUUCUUUACUUGUGAGUAUCAUCUUGUCCUUUAAUCCUGUACCCUAAAAUAAGAAAUACAUUUUUGACAGAGGCUUAAUGUUUUAACAAAAGAGUGUGGACAUUUUUAUUUUAAAAUUUAGGCAAAAAUCACUAUCAAAUGGUUGCUUAUUUGUCUCACACAGCCAUAUAGUUUUUCCUGGAGGGUUUUGUUUUGUUGUUGUUGAAAAGACUUUGCUUACAGCUAGAUAAAACUUUCUAUAGAAAACAAAAAUUGUUGAAAGGUCCAGUUCUCAGUACCAUGUGAGUUAAUGAUACUACAACUAAGUUCUUUUUAAAAAGUGAUUAAUGUAUUUUAUAAAUUACCUUUUCACAUAUGCAAAAUCUGUUUCUACUACAAUGUUAUUUUUACUAAUGCCUUAUUGUUGCACUCUUUUUGAAAUAUCCUGCAGUGAAUAUAUGAAUCAAUUUGGGCUUAAAACUGAAAGCCAGUUGGCUGAAAGGUUUGAAAUACAUACCCCAGUAAAACCAUUCAAUCAAUAAUUGGUAAAUAAUAUUUUAAAAUUGUUUUUAAUCUGUAUAGAUGACAUUUUGUAGCUUUGUACAUGUUGUUAAUUAAGGGCAUAUAAUUUUACACUCAAAGUAUAAUUGCUGAACUCAGGGGUGGGUAGACUUCAAAAAUAUGUCUGCUAUAGAAAUAACUUGAAAAAAAAAAUUAAAACCGUGGCCAGCCACCAAAUUGUGGACACUGUUUAUAUACUGCUAGUUAACAAUUACCACUUUUAAAAAAUUAUAACCGUUUUUGUUCUAUCUUGACUAGAUAAAUUCUCACAAUGAUCUCUGUCAGUUUUAUUAGUUGGCCUGUUUAACCAAGACAGAAAGUCUUUGAAUUACUCAUAGUUUUAAACUGCUUUUAAUAUGAAAAUUGCAGCUGUAAAUUAUGUAUUUUCAUAUUUUACGUAACUGCUCUACACUGCUGUUUGACUUGAUCUUUUUCUGGGGGUUAGGGAGAAAUCUGUCUCCAUAUUGCUGGUUCUCUUACUAAAAUGCUUUUAUAAAGAAAUGACCGGUGACAUUUAUUCACCAAAGGAAUUAAUAUACUGAGUCAAAGACUAACAAUGCUAUCCUAUAGAGUAAUAGGUCAUAUAUAGCCUCAAUUGAGUUUUUUAUGACAAUGUUUUAACAUACCUCUCUCUCUACAUAUAAAUACCAUAAAGUAAACUAAAAUGAAACAGAGGAAAGUAGAGGAAAAUGAAAUAAUUUCGGUACAUCUUAUGGUUUAAAGAGUAGAAAAUAAGAUGAAAUAUCCUAAAAUAUAGGAGCACAAACAUUUAAAAUUCAUAAUCAGGCUAACAACACUCUCUUGAAUUUAGGAAUCAUUGAAAACUCCUUGCACUUAGAUUUAAUUUAUAUGUUAGUUACAUUAUUAAAAGUCAUAAGGCAUUUAUCUGAGUCAUUGCUCUACAGAGAGCAAUUAAUGGCUUGUAAUAAUAAAAAGAAUAUUUCUCUGUAAUGCAUUGUUGAAAGACAACCAGAAUAUCAAGAAAAUGUAUAUAGGAAUAUGCUACUUGCCUCCUCCCUGCAUUUCCUCGUGGGGCACUAUUUGCUACAUAGGCCUACAGAAUUAGACUUUCAUACUUAGAAGAUAAGGUACACUCUUCUUCUUUUAUUUAUUUAUUUAUUUAUUUUUAGGCCAUUCUUCUGGUUUGCCAAAUUCUGUUAAGACAGUGAUACAUUUACUUCCUUAUUUAUGCAUGCUUAGAUCAUGAACAUGAUGCCCUUCCUUUUUUUUUUUUGGUCAAGUAGGGAUUAAUGCCAUAGGUUUUAGAGAGAAGGAUUGUUUUCAGUUUUUAAGAGAAUUUUUUAAAAAUACAUUCUAUGGUUCUCUUAAGGAAUUAAUAUUCACUUCUGAAGGACUUACUUGUAAUAUAUAAUUUAUCAUUUUAGCCAGCAGGGAAAUAAAUCAUUUUUAAUCCCCAGAAGAAAGUGCUGGAAAUAGCUUCUGUAUAGUCAGCAGUUCACCUGGAGAAAGAUCUUAAUUCCUUGUUGUUUUGACUAGGAAUAUCAACAUUUGGUAUAAAAUAACUAGAAUAGUUUAUUACCUUUUCCCUUACAAAAUUUUAAAUAUAUGCAAAUAUAUAUAUCAUUAGAUUCCUGUGGUGGAUAAUAAUUUCUUCAGAUUCUAAAACAGGUGUCUAGUGACUGCUUAAUUGUUUCCAAGUUGCGUCAAAGAUGAAUUGGUAAAUAAUGGAAAUGAGUAGUGAUAUGAAAAUGGUUAUGUAACUGCAUAUUGUUUCUGGUAAUCAAGUCUUAUUUUUUAAAAGCCUAUUGUUUUUCAGAAUUGAGAUAUUUAAAACUUGUUAUAACUUCUUCCUAAAAAUAGAAGAGAAGAGGAGGUACUGUGUGUUACAAAAAUUUUUUUAAAUAAAGAAUUCAGUGUCACUA